GCGCGAUUGUUUUGGCUUUGAUUAUAUUGCCCUCUCUGUCGACUGAAAAUUGGGAGCCGUAGUAAAUAGACUCGGGGGCGGCGGCCUCUUACAAUAAAUACAUGUGCAUGGGAAUGCGGCGUAUUAUUGACAUUGACAUGUGGUAAUGUAUUUGAUGAGUAAAUAGUGUAAUUACGAAUGGUGAGUAGAAACAAGGUAGAAAGGCACACGGUGGGGCGGAGCGAGGCAUGCGCAGCGUCGCGCGCGCAGUGGGCCGGCGGAGCGCGCGCGUGCCAGUGCCUCUCGUCCCGCGUCCGCGACCAGCCCGCGACGCGUCUGCUCCCGCGCCCGCGCCCGCGUCUGCGACCGCUCAGCGUCUCACCCGACGGCGGCCUUUCUAUAAAGACUAGCCGGCGCGAACACUCGCACGCAGUCACGACCCAACCACUCACUCGUGCACCCCGCUGACACGCGACAUACAUUACCCCGCGAAACACUUGACUCGCAACUCGCCUCAAGGAAGGAAGUAAUCAUCACCAGAUAAACAUCUCAGCAACAAUGGCAGAAAACGACUGGGGAUACAGCGGCGAGAACGGUCCUUCAACAUGGACGGAGAAGUUCCCAGAAGCACGCGGCGCCCGGCAGAGUCCAGUAGACAUCGACACGUCGAGGAUAAGCAGUGGAGGGAGCGCGCCCGCCCUCAAGUUCAAAUACUCCGUCAAUCAUCCCCGAUCUGUUGUGAACCCCGGCUACUGCUGGAGAGUAGACGAGAAUGGAUAUGAGUCAGAAUUACGAGGCGGCCCUCUUGGCCAUGACGUGUAUAAACUACAGCAGUGGCAUUGCCACUGGGGCGCAGUCAAUGGUGAAGGCUCAGAGCACACCGUGGACGGCCGCUCCUUCUCCGGAGAGCUGCACCUGGUGCACUGGAACACUACAAAGUACAACAGCUUCCAAGAAGCUGCCGGACAGCCUGAUGGACUUGCAGUUCUAGGCGUACUAUUAAUGGUCGGUUCAAAGCAUGACGAACUGGACAAAGUGAUUCGGUUGCUCCCGUUCAUUACGCAUAAGAACGACAAGGUGACCCUGUCUGACCCCCUGGACCCCGUGAAGCUGCUUCCGUCCCAGUACGCGUACUGGACAUACCCUGGUUCCCUCACCACCCCACCCUGCACUGAAUCCGUCACUUGGAUCCUGUUCAAGCAGCCAGUACAAGUGUCCGCUGAUCAAUUGGCAUCGAUGCGGAAACUGAAGUGCGGGGAGGCGUCGUGCGGCACGGAGGCCAUGGAGGUCCUGCACAACUACAGGCCCACGCUGCCGCUCGGCAACCGCGAGCUGCGCGACUAUGGCUCGGGCAACUAACAGCGCCACCACCACACCACGCGGUAUCACGAUACAAUCACACUCAGCGCUGCGACUGCGCAGCUGCUCCUGAAACUAGUGCCUCUAUUCGCAUUCCGGCGAGCUAAUCUAACGGAAGACACGUGGGCUACGUAACUCUUAUGAAUGGUGCCUACGCAAUUUAGUAUGUUCCGUAGGUAUAAUACGAAUCUCGUCAUAGCUAUGUAUGUAGUACCUAGUUGUAGUUCUAAGACAAAAGUAAUCUCAGACUCUAAAUGAAAUGUGCAAAGGCGCCUCUGAGUUCUUUCAUUUUAAAACAAAGACGGAAUAAACAACAUUUUACAAAUUUAGAGAUUCGUUGCGUAGUUCUUCCUAUUUGGAUAUCAAACAUUCAAACACAUUCGCAUUUAUCACGUUAAUCAAGGUAACCAUAUCUAGUACAUAUUAGUUCGAUAUGACUGUGGGAGUUGAGAUGUGUGUGUAUAAGUUUAUAUAACUGUAGCUUACCUAUGCAUGUAGACACGACUAGCUAUCAAGUGCCUCUACACUACACACUAAAAUC
Messenger RNA from Spodoptera littoralis (African cotton leafworm), 1879 nucleotides. The record is from the annotation of a GenBank genome assembly. Lineage: Eukaryota; Metazoa; Arthropoda; Insecta; Lepidoptera; Noctuidae.